Molecule: messenger RNA, 2817 nt
Organism: Uncinocarpus reesii 1704
Lineage: Eukaryota; Fungi; Ascomycota; Eurotiomycetes; Onygenales; Onygenaceae
Exons: 1
Coding region: 1-2817 (938 amino acids)
Biological process (GO): aspartyl-tRNA aminoacylation
Cellular component (GO): aminoacyl-tRNA synthetase multienzyme complex; cytoplasm; cytosol
Molecular function (GO): ATP binding; aspartate-tRNA ligase activity; RNA binding
Source: RefSeq, a predicted model, not a curated record
AUGUCGAUCAAACACGCACUUUCAAAGAUAAAAAAUGUCAGUCUAUCAGACACGGAAUUGGUACCGCCUCGCAAGAGUAUAUCACAGUUUGUGCAUGGCCGUGAAUUCGUGUACUCGAGUGACGACACAAGCGACGACAGCGAGAACAUGAGCAGGAAAGAACUCAGGCGUGAAGCACGGCGGAAAGCCAAGUCGCAAUCGCGGUCUCGAUUAAGCGAAGAUUCUAGCGUUGAUCUUGUGAAGAAGAAGGAAAGAGAUGAACAGGCCGCAAAGGAGGAAACCGAGGAAAUGAGAGCCCGAUACGGGGACCUGCCCCUCAUGCAGUCAAGGAGCCGCACCCGACAGAACCUCACCAAGUUUGAGUCAAUCAGGUCCGAUAUGGACGGGCAAGAGAUCACAUUCCGUGCGCGGCUUCAUGUUGUUCGUCGCAUGGGCCAAAAAUUGGUAUUUCUUGUUUUCCGCCAGCAGGUGAUCACUUUGCAAGGGGUCCUUACGGAGGCUAAAGGAGAGAUAUCCACGCUUAUGGUGCAGUGGGCUGAGCAUAUCCGUGUGGGCUCGAUACUGAGAGUGAAGGGUAUACUUCGCAAACCGGAGGUUCCUGUAAUUGGAACUACUAUUCACGACAUUGAACUCCAUAUUCGGGAACUUCACGUCAUCGUCCGGAGAGAAGAGCCAGUUCCAUUCAGCGUCUACGAAGCCGAGUUGCCCGCGGCAGACGAGGAGAAGAUCGAAGGCAGGCGAACUAGAGUGCCAGAUAGGACGAGGUUGACGAACCGCAUUCUUGAUCUUCGAACAGAUACUUCUCAGUCCAUUUUCCGCAUUCAAUCCGCCAUCUCCUCGUACUUUCGUUCAACGCUCGACGCAAAUGGUUUCAUUGAGAUACACACCCCGAAGCUACAGGGCUCGGCCACCGAAUCGGGAGCCAGCGUGUUCAAUGUAAACUAUUUCAGCCGACCGGCCUUCUUAGCCCAAAGUCCACAGCUCGCGAAACAAAUGGCGAUCGCGUCAGACUUUGAGCGAGUAUACGAGAUAGGAGCUGUCUUUCGCGCAGAGAAUUCCAAUACUCACAGACACUUGACGGAGUACACUGGCUUGGACAUGGAAAUGGUCAUCGAAGAGCAUUACCAUGAAUCUUUGGACGUCCUUGAUCAAGUGAUCAAGGCAAUAUUUACCGCGAUUUAUGACAGACACAGACGAGAAGUGCAAAUCAUCAAGCACCAAUUUCCCUCUGAAGAUCUGUUGUGGCUGGACCAGACUCCAAUUAUCACCUUCUCAGAGGGUAUCAAGAUGCUGAACGAAUCUGGCUGGCGAACUGAAGAUGGGAAGGAGUUUUCAGAUCAGGAGGACAUUGGAACCCGCGAUGAGAUUCGAUUAGGGGAGUUGAUCAAAGAAAAGUAUCACACCGACUAUUAUAUCAUGGACAAAUUCCCCGCUGCCGCACGACCCUUUUACGCGAUGCCCGAUCCUGAUGAUAGCCGGUUCACCAAUUCGUAUGAUAUUUUCGUACGAGGUCAAGAAAUCGUCUCUGGCGGUCAACGUAUUCAUGACCCUGUCAUGUUAGAGGAGCGCAUGAAAAAGAUGGGGAUAGAUCCCGCCUCUAUGGAGGAGUAUAUGGAGGGAUUCAGAUGGGGUGCUCCGCCUCAUGCUGGUGCUGGUAUUGGUCUGGAAAGAAUGCUUAUGCUGAUUCUCAAGCUGGGCAAUAUACGCCUUGCCUCGUUGUUCCACCGUGAUCCCAAGAGCUUCCCCGCGCAGGAUCAGCCUGUGUUGCUGAGACACCCAGAUGCAUCAACACUUGAUCCCCCAUGGGAGGACGAUUCCAAGUCGGAGAAAGUCAAAGAGACAUCUGACCGCAAGCUUCAAGAUCUAGCAGAUCUCAUCGCAAAUUAUGGUGAUGCCACGUCGACAUCUUGGUUCGACGACCGCUUCCAAGUCUGGCGAGAUGCUGCCACCGGCGCAGCGGUCUCUUAUGUCCCCGCCCACGGCUACGCCAUUAUCGCCGGCAACCCGCUUUGUGACAGCAGUCAAUACCCCAGAAUUGUCACGCAAUUCCUCCGUUGGCUCAAGAAGGAAACCAAACUCAAGCCUAUCUGGAUUCUCUGCUCUGUGGAAGUAGAAAAUAUCCUGGGCGAAAGGCUGGGCUGGCGGAGUCUGUCUUGCGUCGCCGAAGAACGCGUCGACCCCGCACGCAAUCAAGCAGCCUCUGACGGUGAAAUAGCCCGGAAGAUCCGCCAGGCUGAAAACAACGGCGUUAAGGUCACCACCCUCAGAUUUGGCCAGACUGUCCCUGAAAACGUCCAGCGGAAAAUCGACGCCCGUAUCCAAGACUGGCUUUCCAACCGCAAGGGAACACAGAUCCAUCUAUCCCAAAUCACCCCUUGGCGCGACCAGCGGCACAGACAAUACUUUUAUGCUACCGACCGCGAUGGAAAGAUCUGUUCCUUCGUCGCGCUUACACAACUCUCCCCCAGGAAUGGGAUGCAGGUCAAAUAUAGCUUGGACUUUCCGGGCUCACCAUCCGGCUCCAUCGAAUACAUCGUCACCCACGCCAUUCAAACAGCGGCGAAAUCGGGGGUUAAAUCACUUACUUUUGGCGGCGGGGCUACGGCACACUUGACUCCGGGCCAUAAUCUCAGCAGUGCAAAAGCAAAAGUGCUGUCGACAACAUAUGAUGCGAUUGUCAAACAGUUCAAACUAAACCGGAAAACGGAAUUUAGGGCCAAAUUGGGAGCCCAUGAGGAACCGGUUUACAUUGCAUAUCCGAAGCGUGGACUGGGAACAAGGGGUAUCAGGGCGAUUUUAAGUUUCUUCGAGGAUUGA